CUCGUGGGCGAGACGAUGCGGGUGACCGCUGUGCGGACCGCGAGGACCCUUCGACGCGCGCGCAGUGCCUGCACGGUAUCGAGUCUGCGCUGGCUGCCCUUGGCGUGGAGGAGAGUGAAGAGCCAGCGGCAGCGGCCAUCAUGAGAGCGGCUGAGGAGGCGAGAGCACGUGAAGAGGAACUGCACGACAGACUGGACGAGAGUGCAGCGCGCGGACGGGCGCUGGAGUCGAAGCUGAGCGAGCUGACGCAGGCCGCGGACACCCUGCAGCGUGCGCUGGACGGCAGCGUGCUUGCCGUUGGGGACGAGGAGGACGCGAGCGCCGCUGGGGACCGCGCGGUGGAGGCGCUGAAACGCCUGUGCGAGGACUCGGUCACCGCCUCGGCGGUAAUGGGCGGCGCGAUGCAGCGGAAACUGGACGACGCCGAGGCCGAGCCUCUGCUGCAGCAGUGCCGGCAGAUGGCGAGCGACAUGGAGGCGCUGCGCAGGAGCGAGCAGCGCUACCGCGCGCUCGUGGGCGACGACGAUGCGGGUGACCGCUGUGCAGACCGCGAGGACCCUUCGACGCGCGCGCAGUGCCUGCACGGUAUCGAGUCUGCGCUGGCUGCCCUUGGCGUGGAGGAGAGUGAAGAGCCAGCGGCAGCGGCCAUCAUGAGAGCGGCCGAGGAGGCGAGAGCACGUGAAGAGGAACUGCACGACAGACUGGACGAGAGUGCAGCGCGCGGACGGGCGCUGGAGUCGAAGCUGAGCGAGCUGACGCGGGCCGCGGACACCCUGCAGCGUGCGCUGGACGGCAGCGUGCUUGCCGUUGAGGACGAGGAGGACGCGAGCGCCGCUGGGGACCGCGCGGUGGAGGCGCUGAAACGCCUGUGCGAGGACUCGGUCACCGCCUCGGCGGCAAUGGGCGGCGCGAUGCAGCGGAAACUGGACGACGCCGAGGCCGAGCCUCUGCUGCAGCAGUGCCGGCAGAUGGCGAGCGACAUGGAGGCGCUGCGCAGGAGCGAGCAGCGCUACCGCGCGCUCGUGGGCGACGACGAUGCGGGUGACCGCUGUGCGGACCGCGAGGACCCUUCGACGCGCGCGCAGUGCCUGCACGGUAUCGAGUCUGCGCUGGCUGCCCUUGGCGUGGAGGAGAGUGAAGAGCCAGCGGCAGCGGCCAUCAUGAGAGCGGCCGAGGAGGCGAGAGCACGUGAAGAGGAACUGCACGACAGACUGGACGAGAGUGCAGCGCGCGGACGGGCGCUGGAGUCGAAGCUGAGCGAGCUGACGCAGGCCGCGGACACCCUGCAGCGUGCGCUGGACGGCAGCGUGCUUGCCGUUGGGGACGAGGAGGACGCGAGCGCCGCUGGGGACCGCGCGGUGGAGGCGCUGAAACGCCUGUGCGAGGACUCGGUCACCGCCUCGGCGGUAAUGGGCGGCGCGAUGCAGCGGAAACUGGACGACGCCGAGGCCGAGCCUCUGCUGCAGCAGUGCCGGCAGAUGGCGAGCGACAUGGAGGCGCUGCGCAGGAGCGAGCGUUGUUGUGUUGUUAAUUUGUUUAAUCAGCGUGCUCUGGUUUUGAGUUCGUUGUUGGUUUUGGAGGAGUUGGAUGAUCGUAUUUCGUUGUUGUCAGAGUUGUCGUUUUUUCCAAGCAUUUUGUGGAAGAUUUUUGUUUCUAAUUUUUCUUCAGUGUCUGGUAUUUGUGCUUUAUUGCGUUGUGAUGCUGGCAGUAUUGUUCAUCAGGUGGAAGAAUUGUUGGAGUCGCGGGAUUAUUAUUGUCGUCUUGUUGGUGGUGGUGAUUUUAUAUUGGAAACGGAUGAUGAUGAUGUUACCCGUGCGGAAUGUGUUCAUGCUAUAAGACGUGCUGUUUCGCGUCUGGCACCAGCAAUUUUGGACGAUUUAACGCUGCGUCUUCCUGAGAAGCUGCAAGGAGCUGUACAAGGAAUAAUGCGGGAUAUCUCGCAUAUUAGGGCAUCUCUGGAGGAGGCUUUGGAUUCUGCGGGGCGUGCUGAAAAGGAUUUGCAGACUAUUGUGUCGGCGAGUGAACGAGCUUUGCUUAUGUUACGAGGUGUGGAUUCCUCUUCUGAGGCUGUGGAUGGUGUUGUUGUGGCGAGGCCAAGCGUUUCUUUUCUUUCACGCUCCCUUUUGUCUCAGGCUGGGGAAAUAACGGGCAGACUGCGUGAUCUCAAUGAUGUGUGUGUGGAGUGCAACGCGAUUGUGGGGCAGGCGCUUAAACGUGAGUGUGAGCAGCUCCAGGUUGGAGCGGAGGGCUCAUUGUCUUCCACGGCGCCUAUUGAGCCGGAUUUUCUGCUUCUUGUCGAUCAUUGCAGGGAAUUGGUGGCGGAGGUUUUCACACUGCGGGAGCAGCGUCGCUCAAGUCUUGCGGCAAUGGAAAGGAAUGUGGGGGAUCAUGAAGUGUUGUUGGGUGCUGUGCGGGGCUCUGUGAAUGCUUUGUUGUUUGCGCUUGACAAUGCCGCUUCCGUGGCGUCGCAGGGUGAAGAGGAUGGUGACAGCAGUGAAUCUGUGGCUAACUUGUGCGUUAGGUUGGGGUCUUGUACUCGCGCGGUCACUCGUCUUUUGCGAGAAAAGGAGCACGCUGCCUCAGCCUCGGCGAAGUUGCUGCAGGAGGCACUUUUGCCUGAGGAGGAUCGGCGUAGUAGCGACAAUGAUGGUCUCUUUUCUCUUGCGAGCGACGUGGUGCGUGCACUGGAGGCGCGUCGUGUGGAACUGGAUAGUAUGGGGAAAGCCCUUGAGCAGUCACGGCAUUUUGCAGAAGAAUAUCGGCGGCGCAUGGAUAAAAACUUUGCGGAACAGGAUGCCGCGAUGACUGCGCAGGUUCAGACGCACGCGGUGAUGGAAGGGCAGCUGAAGGAGGCGACGGAGCGGCAAUUACAAGCCACAGCCAGCGCGGCUAAACUUCUUCGGGAUUUGUCAGAAUUUGCAGGAAGUGUGGCAGCCAUUACCCUGUACGGCGGCGAUGUGAAGGUGGAUGAGGGGGAAAGAAGUGAAGAUGCGAGAGGUGCCCAUAAGAAGGAUGUGGUCACGUACGAGGUGAGUAGAGAGCGACUUGAAGGGAUUCUGGAGAAUUGCUCCACUGUCAUGCGGACAUUGGAGGCGGCGAAGGCCAAGGCCAAGUCGCUGUCAUCCGAGGCAGAAGACCUGCGCGGAAGGCUGCGGGAAAGUGAAAACACAUCACGUGAGCUGGAGUAUCACUCACGCCACGCCGAGACUAAGGCUGCCGCUCGAGUCGCUGCAAUGACAGAGGAGAUGAAUUUUCUCCGUAAUGCACUGCAAGCGAAGGUGACGGAGUGUGAGAGGAUUCAACAACAAGUACAGGAUACCGAGCGGCGUGUGGAUAGGCUACAGGCGGAGAUGGCAGACAACACCAAGACGUUCGGCAGCGAGCGUGACACUUUAUCAAAGGUGCAUUCUUUGUUGCUUUUAGAGAACGAAGAGAUGCGGCGACAACUGGAGGGGUUGCGGACGGAACAAAAGGAAUUACAGAACUU
This is a messenger RNA of Trypanosoma cruzi, 3487 nucleotides long. RefSeq lists its product as uncharacterized. The record is from RefSeq and is a predicted model, not a curated record. The transcript has a single exon. NCBI's taxonomy places the organism in Eukaryota, Euglenozoa, Kinetoplastea, Trypanosomatida, Trypanosomatidae. The annotation marks the transcript as partial.